Molecule: messenger RNA, 1058 nt
Organism: Lepus europaeus (European hare)
Lineage: Eukaryota; Metazoa; Chordata; Mammalia; Lagomorpha; Leporidae
Product: phospholipid scramblase 1-like
Exons: 8
Coding region: 79-981 (300 amino acids)
Biological process (GO): plasma membrane phospholipid scrambling
Cellular component (GO): plasma membrane
Molecular function (GO): phospholipid scramblase activity
Source: RefSeq, a predicted model, not a curated record
CCUAACGGAGGGAGGUCUCUGAGUCAAGCUCACCCGGAGGCUCGUUCCCUGCAGACACCGGAGAGAACUAUUUUUAUCAUGGACAAACCAAGAUCUCCAAGAAAUACUGGCUACCUUGACCCCCAGGCUGGCUCUCUAGAGCCCCAAGCUGGCUAUCCAGGGUCCCAGGCAGGCUACCCACUUCUACCAGCUGACUAUCUAGUUGCUGACCAAAGCAGCAUUCCUGCCUCAGAUCAGCCAGGACAUACUCAGCCUGGUGGACCCGCAGAGGUACCAUGGAUGCCAGCUCCACCACGUCCGUUGAACUGCCCACCUGGAUUGGAGUAUUUGACUCAGAUAGAUCAGGUACUGAUUCAUCAAGAAGUUAAGCUACUAAAAGUCUUACUAGAUUUUCAAAGUAAAAACAAAUAUGAAAUUAAAAACAGCUUCGGACAGAAGAUUUUCCUGGCAGUGGAAGAUACUGAUUGCUGUACCCGAAAUUGCUGGGAGGCACUUAGACCUUUCACAUUGAGGAUUCUUGAUAACACGGGCCGAGAAGUGAUGACCCUGGAGCGACCACUGAGAUGCAACAGUUGCUGUUUCCCCUGCUGCCUUCAGAAGAUAGAAGUUCAAGCUCCUCCUGGUGUCCCAAUUGGAUAUAUAACUCAGACCUGGCAUCCAUUUCUGCCUAAAUUUAAAAUUCAAAAUGAGAAGGAAGAGGAUGUGCUAAAAAUUUGUGGUCCAUUUUUUGUGUGUAACUGUUUUGGAGAUGUUGACUUUGAGAUUAAAUCUCUUGAUGAACAAAGUGUGGUUGGCAAGAUUGCUAAGCAGUGGACUGGGCUUUACAGAGAGGCAUUUACAGACGCUGAUAACUUUGGGAUCCAGUUUCCUGUAGACCUUGAUGUGAAAAUGAAAGCUGUGGUGCUUGGUGCUUGUUUCCUCAUUGACUUCAUGUUUUUUGAAAGCUGUGGAGGCAUGGAGCCAAUAAUAGGUGUAUGGUAGUGGUAAUGGAUUAAUGAAAAUAUCCUCAGAAAAUAUAUAAUCUGUUCAUUGAUUGGGAUUAUCUAAUAAAUGUGGAU